This is a messenger RNA of Magallana angulata, 3103 nucleotides long. RefSeq lists its product as uncharacterized. The transcript is spliced from 2 exons. NCBI's taxonomy places the organism in Eukaryota, Metazoa, Mollusca, Bivalvia, Ostreida, Ostreidae. Bases 384 to 1865 code for a protein of 493 amino acids. The record is from RefSeq and is a predicted model, not a curated record.
AAUCCACCACUGUUGGGUACAGCUCUAACGUACUAAAUAAACAAACUCGGUACGUAGUCUCGCUGAAUGAACUAAGUCGAAUCAUAUAUAUCAUGGCAUUAUUCAAUCCAGUAGUUACAGAGGCUGUCCAAAACGAACCAGUCAUUGGUCAGCACUAUCUAGAGUGUGGCACUGAAGGCUGUGAGAAAAACUGCCAGUUUUACUGCAAUCUAUGUCACCGACCAUUGUGUGAACAAUGCAGAGAUGAACAUUAGAAGAGUCCAGGAACUAAGAACCAUGAAGUGGUUCCUUAUAGACAACGCAAAAGACAACUUCCUGAGGAGAAAUGUAAAGUUCACCAAAAUAAGGAUAUAGACAUUAUUUGUGAGGACUGCCAGGUUCCAAUGUGUUCCAAAUGCGCAAUGCAAGACCAUCGAAAACACGCACUGAACGAUUUAGAGACAAUUUACUCAGAGAGAUUCACUCUUUGUCUUGAGGAGAUCUAUAAAAUCCAUCAGUAUUUUCUCCCAACUUCACAAGAAAUACAGAAAGACGUUAUGAAAGAUAUCAAAGAAAUAAAAGCAACCAUGGAUAAAAUACGAACAUCCAUAAAGGCUGAAGCCGAUAUUCUUAAAAGUCUGGUAGACACAGUCACUUCAGAUAAAAUAGAACAAAUCAACAAAAUGGAAGGGGCAUAUAUAGAAAAAAUUCAGAGCCAAGACGCCACAUGCAAAAAUUAUGUCUCCUAUCUGGAAGAUCUUGUCAAAGAGUUCCAUGGAUACCUGUCCUCUGCUAAACUUCAAAACAAUCCACUCAUUUUCUCACUUGUUGACCGCUUUAAUAUCCAACCCAUACCAGAGACCACAAAAUCAGUCCCUCCAGUGUUUACUGCUGGUCAACACAGCAAGGAGGAUGUCACCAAACUACUGGGUAGAGUAACUGUUCCUGAAACAAAACCAGAGAACAGGGAGAUAAAAUCCAUGGAGACGGCCUCUACACAUUUGAAACCUACAGAGAAAAUGAAACAAGAAGGAGAGAAAUCUGACGUGAAAAAAACAUUGUCUUUGUCUUUCUUUGUCACCAAGGUUAGGGAGUACACAGUACUAGGUGUUCUCAAUCUAUCUCAUUUAUCACAAGGCAAAUCAGGUAGAUUCUGGUGUAGUGAUCAUCGUGAUACACUUGUCCAAACAGAUCUUCAAUGGAAUCAACUACAGAAGAUACAAACCAAUGGUGGAUAUGGCUACCACACAGUCACACAGGACGGGGAUCUGAUCUAUAAAGGCAAUAAGAAAAAAGUCAUCAAUAGGAUGACACCAAAGAAUGCAGUCACUGAAUUAAUUAAAACAGGAUACUGGGAAUCAAUCAGCAUACACUCCUCCCACAUCAAUUGGGACAUACUGGCGGGGAUGAAAAAGAAAGGAGAGGCUAAAGUCACCAGGUACAACAAGAUGGGAGAAGAAAUACAGAACAUACAGAGAAACAGCAAAGGACAGAAACUGUAUGGUGAUCCACACUACAUCACAGAAAACAUCAAUGGUGAUAUCUGUACAUCGGACUAUAACAAAAAAGCUGUAGUGGUAGUGAAUAAAUCAGGUCAACACAGGUUCUCCUACACGGGUCAGGGGUCGAGUUUUGAUGCUUGGGGUAUCUGUACUGAUCUCCUUGGUCACAUUCUUGUCUGCACCACUCCUGUCUUUGAUUUCCUCGGAACAGACAACAAAGACACAGUGUAUCUCUUGGAUCAGGACGGUCAGUUCUUGUCUCGACUACUCACACCACAACAAGGUAUAAACAAUCCCCGUGGUCUGUGUGUGGAUGACGAGGACAAUCUCCAUGUAGGACAUAGGGACACAGACACAGUGACAGUGUACAAAUAUAUACAGUAAUUGUUUGUUUUGUUCAAGUAUUUUCAGGAAAUCCGUAAAUUAAGAAAAAAAAAACAACCUUUCCUCGAGGUGGUAGCAAACGUUCGACCUUUUGAUCAGUAGUUGAGAGCGUACUGUGCUAUAAAACCUGUUAAGAAAAGUAAAGUACAAUUUUGUCAUCUACUCUAUUUUAAUGAUGAAGGGAGCACAUGGUGAUCUCCGGAAUAUCCAUCUUUGAUAACCAAAGUAUCUCUAAAAUAAUUUUAGGAACGUCGCUAGGAUGCAUAGGGAAAAAAUAUACACUAAAAUAAUAAACAAAAUUGGAAAUUUGAUUUGAAUAAAAUCUUCUGGGUAUUAAUUUUAUCAUGGUUAUCAGAUUCUAUCCUAGUUGUGGAUUAGACAACAAGACUUAAGCAUGGGAUUAACAGAAGCGUUUGAUACAAUCUAUAAACAGUACACGACGAAAUUCCAAUUGUUAGUAUUAGAGUUACGUUCAGAUUUCUUAUUUGACAGUAUUAUAUCUUAAAUUUUCAAGUUGGACUGACAGAAAAUAUAGGCUUAAAGAACAUAUCUUCCAUUUUUCCAUUUGAUUGUUUAUAUAUAGGAUUCGGGGGUUGGAUUUUUCUGCAUUGAAUGAUCAAGCACGACAAUCAAAUCUCAAAAGAUGAAACUUGAUGUCUUUGUUAAGAAAUCGUAUUUAGGUCUGAUCUUUGGCACAUUGUCGCACGAGAGUGUAAGAAUGAAGUCUUAUGUCUUAAUUUAACUAGAACUGUCCUAAUGGGACUUAUACCCCCACAAGGCUUAUUUCAAAUGGGACAAAUAAUUGAAUUGAAUAAUAAAGGUUUAAAACACAUACAAAUAAAAAAAUUCUAGAAUUGUAAAAAAAAAAAUAGUUAACAAGGAAAAAUUAAAAUCAAAAUUGUCAGAAUUUCAAUGUAAAUACAUAUUUAUAACAAUCAAAAUUGUCAGAAUUUCACUGUAAAUACAUAUCUAUAACAGUAAUACAUUUACGAAUGUAUGUAUCUGAAGAUAUUCUUUUUUUAAUUAUUUUAAAGAAAAACCAACAAAAUGACAAUAACCCCUCCCUUUGCAGUAAAUGGAAAUACCGGUAGCCAAGCAAUGCUCUUCUGUUGAUAAAACUUUGAAUAUCUUUCUAAUAAAAGUCUUGACAGAUGCAAUUAGUUGUUUCAAAUUUUUCUCACUUUCUCCUAUGGAACAAUGGAACACCAUAUCAGAAAAUUGAUCCCAUAGGACUAUGA